Messenger RNA from Sparassis crispa, 3258 nucleotides. RefSeq lists its product as hypothetical. The transcript has 7 exons. The coding region runs from base 1 to 3258 and encodes 1085 amino acids. The record is from RefSeq and is a predicted model, not a curated record. Gene Ontology annotation, molecular function: DNA binding. Lineage: Eukaryota; Fungi; Basidiomycota; Agaricomycetes; Polyporales; Sparassidaceae.
AUGGCUGAUCGCCUUCCCCAGCAGUCUUCCGCCAACUUCCCCGGCUUUAAUCCUCAACAGUCUAACGGCCUCCAGCAGCUUCUCCAACAGCUCCAGGUCGAUCCCGAGACGGCUAACCAGUCUCUCUCCGCCCGGACCCGCAUCUCGUCCCAUAUGCUUCAGCAGCAGAUGUGUCUACAGGCCGCUCAGAAUAACUUCCCUCCUCCCUCCAUAGAGCAGCAGCCAGCAACCAACCCAUUCACGAACCAGCGGAUGUCGUUUGGCCUCCCCCCUCACGUCCCUUCCUCCCCCUCCCAUGUCCAGGCUCGCGUCAUGCACCAACAAUCCGCCGAUAUAUCUAGGGGUGCGGCGUUCCCUACCACACUGCAAAUGCAGUCCCUCGCGUCGCGCAAUCCCCAGAUGCUCCAGCAGAUGCUGCACGACCAACACGCGAUGCAGAAUCACGCGCUGCAGAGCCAGGGUAACCAACAGUCGGAGCUUGUGGGCCUCGCGCACAACCCACAACCACAGAAUGGCAACCCCGCUGCCAUGGCGGCCUUGCGACAAAUGCAGCAGCAGGCACAGCAACACCAGCAGUCGCACCAGCAGUCUCAGCAACAGCAGGAACUAUACCAGCAAUCGCAGCCCCAGCAGCAACAUCAGCCCAUUCCGGAUGCCGCUCGGGGGCCUUCUGCACAGCAGAACUUACAGCAACAGUCUGGCGCACUCGCUCCUUCGCCUUCCGGCAUGCCGCAGCAGCAACAUGUCCCAAGAUGCCCGUUUUCGUUCAUGGAGCUUAGGACGCGGAUGGCCGCGCUCAAUAACACAAUUCGUGAGCUGGAACGGCAGAGACUGAAUACUCACAAUCAGAAUUUGACUAUGCCGGACGCGGCGCUCGAGGUCGAGAUCGGGAAGAUCAACGAGGAGCUCCAGCGGAGGAGAGAUCUUCUGGAAAAGCUGAGUACUGCCAUGCAACAAAUGACCAAUGCACACUCUGCCGCCCUCGCUGCAAAUCAGAGUGCACUCCGCACGUCGCCUGUCCAGUCGCAACAGCACCCUGCUGCUACCCAGAACGACCAGGGUCACCCUCAACAAGGUUGGCCGUUGCAGACAGGUGCCUCGCAGACGCCUAUGUUUCCCUUUCAGCAAUCCGCCGCGCAGAUUAUGCAAUCAGGCCCGUCGCAAGCAUCGAAGGUACCACAGAUGCCGCCACAAGGGGAGCAGAUGAACCAGUUCUCUCCGAACUCGAUUUCCAUGCAGUUCCAGCCAGGCGCUGGUCAAUCGUCUCCAAACGUGAUGUCGACGCCGUUCCCGGGUCAUGUGCCUGCCCAGGCGACGCCGCCGCCGCCGCCGCCGCAACAACAGCAGCAGCAUGCCCCAUUGCGUGUGCAGAUCCCGCCUUUGUCUGCAGAGAUAUUCAGUUCAGCGUACAAGACGUUUUGCACGAAGAACAAUGUUGUGCAUGAUCCGGCGCUUAUGUCGCACGAUGGUCGUCCGAUUGACCUGUACGCGCUCCAUGUCGAGGUAAUGAACGCGGGUUUCUAUAACCGGGUGGCUCAGAAUGACCAGUGGCCCGUGAUAGGUGUCGAGCUAGGCUUCGUACAAUUUCCUGCAAGUAACAGUGAGCCGGCCAAGUCUGGCCCGGGCGUGGCGCAACAUCUGGAGCACGUAUACAAGCAAUAUCUCCAUGCUUUUGAUUCGACAUAUCUACGUUCUUGGCUUGCCAAACGGAGCCAGCAGCAGCAACAUGACGUGCAGCAGGCCGUGGAGCAAGCGCGCAUGCACCAGAAGCUCAUUCCUGUUCAAGGUACUGUUAUGAGUGGACGCCCUCCCCAAGUUCCCCACGCAUUGCUUAGCCAAAAUGGACAGGACGCUAAUGGAGUUCCGGGUUUGGCUGGCGCAUCGGACCUCCAGCAGCUCAAUGAAAUUCUGCAGUACGCAACGGUACCGACUCCAGAACUGCAGCGGCAGAAUGUCCCCGCUCGCAUUAGUGACUUGGUGGAAGCAAAUCGUCUGCCCCUCGUGCGAUUGUUGCAGCGCGAGUUACGCGAUGGGGUCGCUAAGAAUGCUCAGUCUACUCCGCAGCAUCACCCGAUGACCUCGCCAGAUAUCGCGCAGAUAAAGCAACAAGGUGCUGUCGGAAAUCCUGCGAUGGCCGUGCGGAGUGGACAGUAUGAACUUCAGCAGAACUCAUCUGGAUCUGCAGGCCCAGCGAUGACUGUCGCCUCGGUGAUAGCCACAGUACCAUUUCGACAUCGUACGCAGCCUGUAACGGAAGAGGAGUUGCUGAAUAACUUGAGGUUUAUCAAUUCGGUCAAGAGCGUGCUCAAUAUGACGCCUCGUCCUAUACCUGACGAUCAGAAGGCCCAAUUCAAUGCGGCAUUUGAGGAAUUGUGUCGCUGUGCUACCGAGACGGACUCCAAGCUGCGUCUUUAUCUUUGUUACAUCAGCCAGGAAGCCGUUCGGAAGUUGAUCGCAAUCAUUGUGUAUGCUCAGCAGCAGAAGAAACUCCUCGCUUCAUCGCAGUGUAUAAUGGACAUCCAGCAAAUGCGACAAAUGAUCAUUCUGAUGCAAGGCACGAGUGAGGCUUAUGCGCAACAUACACUAUCAUCGGCGUCCAACACCUCGCCUUCCCACUCCGCAGCGCCUGUGCCAUCACCCCCUCCACCGUUUGCUCUGCCUUCCUCGCAUACUACGAUCGCUCCUACCCAGUCGUCGCAGCAGGGUCUACAGUCUCGUCCGCCUCCCCAAUUUACGUCACAACAGAUGUCAUAUCCGACACAACCUCCGUUGCAGCCGCCUCAACACUCUCAACCCGCGCCAUCGCAGCAGCUGUCACCUUCAUCCCAGCCAAUUCCACCUACUCCGUCAUCGCACCUUGCAGCUACCGGUGGUGUCGCAAAGAAUGCUCAGGCUACCCCACUGCAGAACCCGAUGCCCUCACCAUACAUGGCGCGCAUAACGCAGCUAGGCCGGUCGUCUUCAGACACGAAGACGACUACGAUGUCUGCCCCGCCUCUGCACAUCAAUUUGACCAUCCCAGAGAACAGCCCCGCCCACUUCCUCAUCACUGUCCAUGACCUCACCGCAGCCACCUCUGUCCUUUCUCACCCUUCCGACGACCCCCCUUAUGGCAUCGCCGUCUCCUUCCGCCCCUCCUCCCGCCGUAUCUUCAUGAAUACUACUCUCAAGAUUGUCGCAGUAAUCUUGGCAGCGUUUCUCGGAGGCAUCCUCUGGCUGGCCGUGUCAAGUCUUGACGAAAUGGACCUCGUAGGGUAG